AAGCAUGCAAUCACCCGAUUGGCAAACCAUACAGAAGCAAUAGCGCGGCGCAAGCUACACCAUAUACGUACAAACCAGAGGAGCGCAGCAGCGAUCCAAACUCGAGAGAGAUGGCCGCGGCAGCUCACCUCCGUGGUCACGUCGUCUUCAAUUCGGCGAGCAACGCCCGGCGUCACACGCAGGCCCCCGCCCCGUCGCUCUCGCGCGGUCGCCUCCCAACGGCUCGAAAGCCGCCCGUGGCUCGCUGCCAGCGCCACGGCGUAGGGGCCUUGGAACUAGACGACGGAGCGGCGAGGCGGCCGGCGCCGCGGUUCCUGUGCCUGCACGGGUUCCGCACCAGCGGGGAGAUCAUGCGGAGGCAGGUGGCGGACAGGUGGCCCGCCGGCGUCACGUCCCGCCUGGACCUCGCCUUUCCCGACGCGCCCUUCCCCGCCGAGGGCGACUCCCCGGUGCGCGGCGUCUUCGACCCGCCCUACUACGAGUGGUGCCGCUUCGCCGGCGAGGUCAGUCCGGCGGGCCUCCGUCAGAGUCAGACUAGGUAGCGCGUGGUUGACUUUUCAGCUAGACUGACAGACAGGAUCACUUCACACCCGUUCGCUAUUGAACUUAGGUAUGCUCUUUCCUUUUGUCGAAGUGGAAUCGUAGAACAGAAUGUGAUACGAUGAGAUAGAAUGCAAUAGAAAUAGAAACAAGGAUAGCGAACGGGUUACCUACUCCUAAGGGUCAAAGCAAGCCCUUUAAUUCAAUUCUUUAUUCUUACAUUAAAAUUCUUACAUUAAAGAAUGAAUAAAAUCUCCCCAAGUAGGAUUCGAACCUACGACCAGUCAGUUAACAGCCGACCGCUCUACCACUGAGCUACUGAGGAACAAGGGAGGAUUCGACCUCCUAGAGUUCAACUCCCGCUCUCAACCCAUGAACAAUAUGAGUCCGAAGCUUCUUUCGUAACUCCCAUAAUUUCUUCGUAGUGGCUCCGUUCCAUGCCUCAUUUCAUAGGGAAGCCCAAAGUGGCUCUAUUUCAUUCUAUUUCACUUCCUAGCACUUCCUAUCAUUUAAUAUCCAUCCCUUUGGUCUUAUUGACAUAAGAGAUGUCAUUUAUAGUCUAUCUCUUUCUAUAUAUGGAAAGUCAAGAAAUUCUCAUCGAAACAUCGAGAAAUUGUGCAUAUAGAAAACUCUAAAGAAAGAAAAAAAGGAGACCCAUGCCAUGAUUUUCAAAUCUUUUCUAUUUAGUAGUCUAAGUUUCUCGAUGAGGAUAAUUAAUUCGGUCGUUGUGGUCGGACUCUAUUAUGGAUUUCUGACUACAUUCUCCAUAGGUCCCUCUUAGAUCUUCUUUCUCCAAUCUUGGAUUAGGGAAGAAGGAGAUAUUCGCGACUACUGGCGAUUUCAUUAUGGGGCAGCUCAUGAUCUUCAUAUCGAUCUAUUAUCCACCUCUGUAUCUAUUCUUUCUUAGCUAAACAGGUGGAAGAUCUAUCCAAUUUGGUUAUAUUAUAUCAUGGACUCGAAAAACGGAUCUGAAUUUGACUGAAAUGCACGAUCUUCACAGGUAUCACUUUUCACGAUACCUAAAAGGUGGAAUAGCGAUUUUCGAACCAUUUCCUAUAAGAGAAUGGUUUCCAUUACUUUGAGAAAUGGAUUCUUAUAUCAAACUAUAGCUAUUGCAUUAAAGAAGAAAAGAAACUAAUAGAAGUCGAAGACGCGGAAUGAUAGUGAAUAGAGAGAAAGAUUCUUCUGAUUUUCUUGUUUCUAUCUACUAGACGCCGUAGAGAAUUGAGAAUUUUCAUGUCUUUCAAUUCUCGUACUCGUAAUUGGAAAGUUCUGGAAGGAGACCCAUCAUUUUGCAAUGAAAACAACAUAUAAAACUCUGGACAAUUUCGAAAUCAGGCCAAGCGUCUUAAUACAUAUGCAAAAAAAUUCAUUAUUGGCCCACCAUUGAUUAGAAGAUUUAGCUUGUAUGAAUCGCUAUUGGUUUGAUACGAAUAAUGACAAUCGUUUCAGUAUGUUAAGGAUACAGAUGUAUCCACAAUUCAUUUAGAGUUACUUAAUAGUCUAUUUCUUAUACCAUAUCUCUAUCCCGUGAAAUUCUCGAGCCAAAAGAUGGAUGCAUAUGCUGUGUUUCAUUUUGCUAAAUGAUAUCAAUUAAAUGGUGUAUCAAUUCCAUAAAUUGCAUAUAGCAAUAAAUAAAUCAGCAAAAUUCUUUCUAAUAUUUUAGAUAGAAGAAAUGUUUCUUCUAUCUAAAAUAUUAGAAAGAAUGUACCCUU
This is a messenger RNA of Triticum aestivum (bread wheat), 2255 nucleotides long. RefSeq lists its product as uncharacterized. The transcript has a single exon. The record is from RefSeq and is a predicted model, not a curated record. The coding region runs from base 111 to 542 and encodes 143 amino acids. NCBI's taxonomy places the organism in Eukaryota, Viridiplantae, Streptophyta, Magnoliopsida, Poales, Poaceae.